AUGUUCAAGAUCAAGGUAAAUCAAAUCGUGAAAGAACUCAGUAGAGAGUGGCCUGGAAGUGCAUUUGAUUUGUUGUCCAAAAACUGCAACCACUUCUGUGAUGAAUUCUGUGAAAGGGUUGAUGUACCGAAACUUCCAGACUUUGGAAUACGCCCCUGCUGCAGCCACCUUAUGAACAUGCUAAGCAUUUUUCUUGACCCUGCUCUCGAAGAUUGGCCAAUUGAACAUGCUAUGCAUUUUGCCAAGCUUGAUGUUCAAAGAAAUAAAAUGUUUCCACGAUCCAUAUUAUCCUCCUCAUGUCAAGACUCUAUCAGUGAUUCCUAG
Messenger RNA from Vicia faba (fava bean), 324 nucleotides. NCBI's taxonomy places the organism in Eukaryota, Viridiplantae, Streptophyta, Magnoliopsida, Fabales, Fabaceae. The record is from the annotation of a GenBank genome assembly.